This is a messenger RNA of Colletotrichum spaethianum, 1308 nucleotides long. Its product is annotated as transcription factor sdnS. Bases 1 to 1308 code for a protein of 435 amino acids. The transcript has 3 exons. Lineage: Eukaryota; Fungi; Ascomycota; Sordariomycetes; Glomerellales; Glomerellaceae. The record is from RefSeq and is a predicted model, not a curated record.
AUGUCUCCCAUCGAGAGCGAUACUGCAACCAGCCGCCAGGGCAGCGGGUCCGCGGAAACGAGUCCUGCAGCUGACGUCUACUGCCCUCAACGACCAUCCAGCUCAGGAGUUACGGCGAGAAAGAAAGAGCAAGAUGUUUUUGGCCGCAAGGCGUAUGGCCAGCAUUCCAAAGCCAAGCUCCAGAAGCUCCAGGAGAAAGUAAAGGUCCACCAGCAAUACGUUGAAGAAUCCAUCAAAGCGCAACCAUGCACCACGACUCUGGCACCAACUUCAACGGCAACCUCCACAGUAGGGACCUCAAUGUUCCCCGCCUCAACGAUACAAAGCCAUCCCAGCUUGGGAGUCGAUUUCUUCAUGACACCACCAGAGCACUUCGUCCCCGACUGUACGCCCUUCAGGACCCGAGCCGUAGACGAAGACGCCUUCCUCAACUCGUUUCAGUCACCUGCACCCUUCACAUAUGCCGCGCCAUUCUACUCGUGGAACACGCUACCCGGCGCAUACGACCCGCAAGAACCACUGACUCCGGGACCGUCAUGCUCAGCUUCCGACAUACUGACGGGAUUCACAAUGGACGAUCCACUCUACUCGGCACAGAGCCUGCAUGGCCUGCACGCGGACAAUGUAUCACAGCCCAGGCUCUCUCCGGAAUACGCCUCGGCGGUGCAUGGGGACAACGGGGUGCAUGUCGAGUCGCCUGAAUCGUCCCAGGGCCGUGUCCGUUACCUUAUGGAGCAGGCCGCAGCCGUUGGGUUUGAGACUUUGGACGAAGCCAUUGAGGCGUAUUACACAGAGACGUUCGAGGACAUGCCGGCAUUGUACCAGGAGCAGAGGCUGAGCCGCAAUCGGCGGUUGCCCCGACUACUGAACACGCUCCAGAGCGCCGCCAAGGGCUGGAGCGAAUGGGAGAGGAGAGGGUUCCAGGAGCAGAUCACCAUGGGCGCCGAGGAGCUUCUGGUACAGGAGCUCAACACGUUUGUCAAGCAGCAGAGGCUGGGCGCCAGCGGCAGCAAGCCCGCAGACGGCGACGCAGGAAGAGGGCGCCUCGGGGGCGCGGACAACGUGUUGGCAAGGAGCCUACAGGUGCAAAACGACGUAAGUGCCGCCGUCGAUUGGCCGCAGGAGCCCGCCACUAAUCGGAACCGGGUCUCACAGCUUCCAAACCUCUGGGCCCUGACGACAGCCCUACUAGCAAGGGCCAACCCGUGCAGACAGGAGAACGGAUCGGACACGGUCCUCGCCAUCAUCGAAACUCUGUGCCACGGCCGGGGCGUCGGUUCUGUGAGCGGCGGCCUAGACCGGUCGUGA